CCGAGAAAAGGAAAGAAAAAAAUCGUCGUCUCUUCUGUUUUCUACUGCUUACACUCAACUCAACUCACUCGUUCACUCACUUUCUUUGAUACUGUGAGCUUUGUAUAUAGACAAUGGAUGACUACCUUGAUAAGUAUUUCUCUUCCUCACAAUGGUCCGAUGUUAAUGUUAAUGUCAAGGAAAGGUCAUCUUGGGUCCAUGGCGAACCGGAUCAGCCAAAUGCACUGCUGGUUAGUUCACUAGGAGUUUACCAAGAUGAUCAGCCAAAUCACACCUCGACGCAGAUGGUAGAUGGAAGCUUGGGAUUUGGAAAUCUAGGACUGCAGUUUAAUGCGGAUGUUCAUUCCUCUGGCUCAAUGAGCCUUCAAGUUGUUGGUGAUAUGACUCUGUCUCGAUCAGGGAAUGUGGUGUGCAAUGGAGGUGACUCUUCCAAGUUUCGGAGAUCACUUACAGGCUUAGAAAUCCUUUCUCCUAUUCCACAAUCGUGGCAUCUGCAACCGUAUGACGGUGUACUUUCUUCCCUUCCGACUUUGAUGGAACAAACCAGAAUGCAAAGCUCUUGUCUUCAACAUGAUAACGGAAAAGUAGUUGAUGAUGGUAAUUAUGGCAAUAUUAACAGAUUUGUGGAGAUUGGUAAGAUUCUGCAACCGGAGUACUUAUCAUCAUCAAUCAAUGCAAAGGGAAAACACGAUGCCGAAAAUUCUCUUUACUCAUCUUGUCCGGCCGACCGCCCGGUAACAAAUACUACGACAGUCUUACCUUCUCUGCUGCAGAGUUCAUCACAUGCUCCAAACAAUGAUUGCAAUGGAAUUGCGAAGCCUCGAGUUAGAGCACGGCGAGGUCAGGCUACCGAUCCACACAGCAUUGCAGAGAGGCUCAGAAGAGAGAAGAUUGCCGAAAGGAUGAAGAAUCUGCAAGAGCUUGUACCUAAUUCUAAUAAGACUGACAAGGCCUCUAUGCUCGUCGAAAUCAUAGAGUAUGUCAAGUUCCUUCAGCUCCAAGUGAAGGUACUAAGCAUGAGCAGGCUGGGGGCAGCAGGUGCAGUUGUUCCUCUCAUCAUUGAUAGCCAAGCUGAGGGAUCUAAUGGUUUAACACUAACACCCUUGGUGGGUGAAGGAGUUGAUUAUUCGCCAUCUCCCGAACAAGUCGUUUUUGAGCAAGAAGUGGUGAAACUCAUGGAAUCCAACGUGACAAUGGCCAUGCAAUAUCUGCAAAGUAAAGGUCUUUGCCUCAUGCCAAUUGCGCUCGCCGCUGCCAUAUCAAACAGGAAGGCAACAUUGUCGUUGUCGUUGGGUCCUGCUUCCGAGGAGAGGAAGAAAUCCGGUUUCGCCGACGGUGUUUUAAGCAACGAUGAUAUUGUCCACAACAACACCUGCAGCAGGAGCAGCAGCAGUGGCACUGGGAUUCAUCAAUUAACAACCUGUGAUGGUAAUUCUUUGAUUGAAAAGCUAAAUGGUUGCAAUGGCACCUUCAAACAAGAAGAAAUCAACACGCUGUGCACAGCCAAAUGACUGAAAUCCCAUGCCAAUAUGUAA
Hibiscus syriacus is the source of this 1535-nucleotide messenger RNA. RefSeq lists its product as uncharacterized. The transcript has 8 exons. The record is from RefSeq and is a predicted model, not a curated record. Gene Ontology annotation, molecular function: RNA polymerase II cis-regulatory region sequence-specific DNA binding; protein dimerization activity; DNA-binding transcription factor activity, RNA polymerase II-specific. Gene Ontology annotation, cellular component: nucleus. Bases 114 to 1511 code for a protein of 465 amino acids. NCBI's taxonomy places the organism in Eukaryota, Viridiplantae, Streptophyta, Magnoliopsida, Malvales, Malvaceae. Gene Ontology annotation, biological process: regulation of transcription by RNA polymerase II.